Messenger RNA from Drosophila eugracilis, 740 nucleotides. RefSeq names its product protein D2. The record is from RefSeq and is a predicted model, not a curated record. Lineage: Eukaryota; Metazoa; Arthropoda; Insecta; Diptera; Drosophilidae. The coding region runs from base 61 to 624 and encodes 187 amino acids. The transcript is spliced from 2 exons.
CAAUUUCAAAAGUAACUUUCUGUCACCCCAAAUUUGAGCAAAAUCAUUACUUAGCCGAAAAUGUCCGAGGCCGCUGUGUGUUUUUCUAAGCAUAAGAUCGUGCCGGAUAUCUUGAAAACGUGUCCCACCAAUUUGCUUAAGGUAACAUACAGCGGUGGCCAGGUGGUGGAUAUGGGCGAGGAAUUGACUCCCACCCAGGUGCAGAAUCCUCCAAAAGUAGAAUGGGAUGCGGAUCCAAACGCCCUGUACACAUUAAUCCUUACCGAUCCAGACGCACCUAGUCGCAAGGAUCCUAAGUACCGAGAGUGGCAUCACUGGCUGGUAGUCAAUAUUCCAGGCAAUCAAGUGGAGAGCGGCAUGGUUUUGACCGCCUAUGUGGGUUCAGGACCACCGCAGGGCACUGGCCUCCAUCGCUACGUAUUCUUGGUCUACAAGCAGCCCCAAAAGCUCACGUGCAGCGAGCCCAAAAUCCCGAAGACGAGCGGUGACAAGCGAGCCAAUUUCAGCACCAUCAAGUUCAUGAGCAAGUAUAAGCUGGGAGAUCCAAUCGCUGGUAACUUUUUCCAGGCACAGUGGGACGAAUACGUUCCCAAGCUAUACAAGCAGCUCUCUGGGAAAAAAUAGGUUGCAUGGGGUGUUUCAGAAUUCGGUUUCGAGUUUCAAAAAUAAUUUGUUUCGAUAACUACGAUCAUUGUUAACUGAUUAAAAUCAUAAUAUAUGUGGAAACCUUGCUCUUAAAA